Messenger RNA from Aspergillus eucalypticola CBS 122712, 1651 nucleotides. Its product is annotated as WD repeat PRP19 family protein. Gene Ontology annotation, biological process: mRNA splicing, via spliceosome; DNA repair; protein ubiquitination. Lineage: Eukaryota; Fungi; Ascomycota; Eurotiomycetes; Eurotiales; Aspergillaceae. The transcript is spliced from 5 exons. Bases 157 to 1587 code for a protein of 476 amino acids. Gene Ontology annotation, molecular function: protein binding; ubiquitin protein ligase activity. Gene Ontology annotation, cellular component: Prp19 complex; cytoplasm; U2-type catalytic step 1 spliceosome. The record is from RefSeq and is a predicted model, not a curated record.
UGGUAUACUCCGACAAAAGAAGUUGGCUGGCCCGCCAAGGAAUCAGUGGGCUGCGGUGCGCUAAUCCGCAUCGGGCGAGGUCGAAAAGUCCAGAGGAGCCGCAAGCUUCGCGUCGAACCAACCUCGUCCUCCAUCAACCAACAUACAUCAAAUACCAUGCUCUGCGCAAUUUCGGGAGAGGCACCGCAAGUGCCCGUCGUCUCGCCCAAGAGCGGCAGCGUCUUUGAAAAGCGACUGAUCGAAGCCUACAUCGCGGAGAAUGGAAAGGAUCCCGUGAAUGGAGAGGAGCUCUCCACAGACGACCUCAUUGACGUCAAAUCCCAGCGCGUCGUCCGCCCCAGACCUCCCACCCUCACAUCCAUUCCUUCCUUGCUCAGUGUCUUCCAAGAAGAAUGGGAUGCCCUGGCUCUCGAAACCUACACAUUGCGACAGACCUUGGCACAGACCCGCCAGGAAUUCAGCUCCGCGCUCUACCAGCACGAUGCUGCCGUUCGCGUGAUUGCUCGGUUGACAAAGGAGAGAGACGAGGCCCGUGAUGCCCUAUCCAAGGUCACCGUUGGUGCCAGGAGUGCCGCUGCCUCCGGUGGUGAGGCUAUGCAGGUUGAUUCGACCGGUCUGCCCGAGGCCGUUCUGGCACGUGUUGAGAGCACACAGGCAUCGCUGUCCAAGACACGUCGUAAGCGCCCGGUUCCGGAAGGCUGGGCUACGGCUGAAGCCCUCUCCACAUACAAGCCUACGGAGAGCUCCAACCCUCUUUACCCCGGCAGCAAGGCAUUCGCCAUCAACUCGUCCGGAGAGCUGGCACUCAUCGGCGGCGCGGACGGUGCCGUUGGCAUCUAUUCCAUUCCCCAGAAGCAGGUUGUUCAGAACCUGCAGGCAAACGGGCCAGUUACCGAUGCCGUUUGGGCAGGCGAGAAGGCUAUUGUGGCAUCGUCUACGGGCUCUGUGAAGGUCUUCGAGAACGGCAACGAGGUCGCCAACUUCAACUCUCAUGCGGGAGCCGCAACCGCGCUUGCCGUGCAUGCUACCGGUGACAUUGUUGCCUCGGUUGGCGCUGACAAGAGCUAUGUUCUGUAUGACCUCACGACGAACUCGGUAAUCACUCAGAUUUUCAGUGACGCUUCUCUUCUCUCGGUCAAGAUUCACCCUGACGGCCACCUGGUUGCUGCUGGUGGCGUGGACGGGCAAAUCAAAAUCUUCGAUAUCAAGACUGGCGCGUCCGCUGCCACUUUCGCCAUGUCUAGCCCUGUGAAAUCCCUUUUCUUCUCCGAGAAUGGUGUUUUCCUGGCCGCGGUUACCCAGAACUCGACCACUGUAUCCAUCUGGGAUCUCCGUAGCGCACAGGAGAGCAAGGUUUUGGAGACGGGCAGUCAGGUUGACUCGAUUAACUGGGAUUACACUGGACAGUUCCUUCUGACCGCUGGACCUAGUGGCUUGACGGUGCAUCAAUACACCAAGGCCUCCAAGUCGUGGUCCGAGCCCUUGCGGAGCGCGGUGCCCGCGGUUGCGGCGGCUUGGGGCUCUGCCGCCCAGACUAUCGUGGCGUUGAACAGCGAGGGAGGCGUGACGGAGCUGACGGCACAGUAAUUAUGAUACCUACCUAUGGAUACGGAGUGAAAAUUCCAUUUGUUGUUCUGUAUUUCUAGCUGUC